UGCAAUAGACAAAAAAUAGAUUUUCAUACCAGCCUGCCUCUGUCAAUCAAAUCUUUCCGUUUGCAAGAUGGCAGGACCACGCCUGAUUGGGAACUGUUUCCUUGCAGGACUUCUUUUCAGCCAGGGCUUGGCUAUCACCCUCCCUGUUCUGACUCUCACUGCUGUGGUUGGGGAGAUCUUUGUCCACGAACUGGAACAAGAGGGCUUCAAGGAUGCCUUUCCUUCCACCAUGGAUGAUAAAGACCUUCCUCCUGAUGUUCCCAUUACCUUCCAUGCUAAUCUUCUGCAUCACCCUGACUUGCCUCGGUGGCUGCGCUACACUCAACGCACCCCCUUUGAGAUGGGGUAUCUCUAUGGGUCUGCAACAAGUGAAGAUGUUGGUGUGCAGACAAUUGAGGUGAUGGCGUAUAACAGGUAUACCUAUGAAACUGUGAGGCAAACAAUGAUCAUCAAUAUUUUAACAUCUCCAGAUGGAGAGAUGCCAUAUCAAGCAGAUUUUCUGGUAAAGAACUGGGAUGUGGAAGAAAUGUUACCCAUUGAUGCCCAGGAACUUUUCCAGCAAGCUGUGGACAGCAUGUGGGAACAAGAAGGUUUAACUGUGGUCAACAUUACCUCAGCUUUGGACCGAGGUGGCCGUGUUCCUUUGCCAAUUGAAAACAGGAAGGAAGGUGUUUACAUCAAGGUGGGUUCCAAGGAUCCUUUCACAGAGUGCUUGACGGAGGCCAAGUCCCCUAGCAACCUUGUCCGGUGCAAAUUGGAGCAGCAGCCCAUUAUUUCAUGUUACGACAGCUUCAGCCCUCGAUUCCAAGUGGACUGGUGCAACCUCACCUUGACAGGCCCCACAAGUAAGAACAUCACAGUGCUUAUCUAUGGAGAUGGGAUCCUGGCGGAGGGCAGUGAAUUCAACCCUCCAGACAAUGUCUCCGACCGGGAAUUCUUCUCUGACUUCUUGCUGACGUUCCUCCUUCCAUUCCUUUUGGGGCUUCUCCUUGCUCUCAUCCUGGCCUACAUUAUGUGCUGCAGACGGGAAGGCGUGCACAAAAGAGAUGUGAAGACCUCAGACAUUCAGAUGGUGCAUCAUCACACGAUUCAUGAUAACACAGAGGAAUUGAGGGAAAUGGCAGGCAGCAGAGAUGUGCCCCGGCCCCUCUCCACUUUACCCAUGUUCAACGUCCGCACAGGCGAGAGGACCAACCCCAUGCAAAGCAGACGCUAUGACAGUGCCCAGGUGCCUCUCAUCUUGGCGCAGCAGUGAACAUUGGCCAGAUUAUAUCCAGUUUGAUUUCAGGAAAAAUUUCCUGCCAAAGUCAUCAUUUGUCAAUACUGAGAUAUUUAAACAAAGCCUGUGAUGGUGGAUUUUGCUUUGCUGGUUUUCUACUUUGUUUAUUACGGUAUUUGAUUUAUUGUGGUUUCUCACUGGGGAUGAGAAAAAGUGUGGCUGUUCUUUAUAUCUCUACAACAAACAAGUUUUGGCCAAUGGGGAAAAUGUAUAAAAAUGCUUGCAAUUAAGGAAAAUGCAUCUGUUAUACAUAGCAAAGGUGAAGAUUUUCCCCUGACAUUAAGUCUAGUUUUGUCCUACUCUGGGGGUUGGUGCUCAUCUCCAUUUCUAAGUCGAAGAGCCAGCGUUGGCUGUGGUCACCUCCAAGGUCAUGUGGCCGGCAUGACUGCAUGGAGCACCAUCACCUUUCUGCCUGAGUGGUACCUAUUGAUCUACUCACAUUUACAUGUUUUCUAACUGCUAGGUUGGCAGAAGCUGGGGCUAAUAGCAGGAGCUCACUCUGCUCCCUGGAUUUGAACCGCCAACCUUUCAGUCAGCAAAUUCAACAGCUCAGCAGUUUAACCCACUGCACCACUGGGGGCUCCCUGUUAUACAUAAGUGGACACCAAAACAUGCAAUCAUUUCCAUGCAAAACACCCUCCCUGUUUCAAUGUUGCAACCUGAAACAAAAUUAGAACGGGUGUCGUUAAACCAGAAUUAAAAUUUUCAUAUCUCCCAUCCCUACUCAUACUUCCAAAAGUGUAGAUUCUUGAUAUAGUUCUAUGUAGUUAUGCUAAGUCAGAUGCUCAAAAUACUUGCUGUGUAGCUGGUCUUAUAGUAUUUUUUAACAAUAGGGGUGAAACCUUUGGAGCCUUGAUAUUUGGGUGGACAAGUGAGCCAAGCCUGGGACCAGUUUAAGUCCCUGUACAUCCCAGUGAACUGCAGUGUGGCAUUUUACCCAAAUUGGAAGUAAUAUAUACAUAAUUUCUAAUUUCUGUCCUAUAGAAGUUAUAUAAUGCUAGAGGUGUUACCUAAAAUGGAUGAACUUCAUCAAAGGGAAUAUUGGAGAUGUAAGAUACAACUGGUACCUUUUCUCAUUUGGUGGUCAUAUAGAUUUUUGGAAAAAUGUGGUUAAGGAAAAAAAUCAAUAAGGUUAAGAAAAACCCAGAAAUGUGUCUUUUACGGUUAUUUAGGGAGGGAAUUAGUAAAGGAGAUGAAGAAAUUUGUCAAUAUAGCUUUGUAGCAUAAGAAUUACCCAAAAAGGAUUGGAGAGAAAACUUAUUAGCUGAUUAUAUACAAAUGGCCAAGCUAUAUAAUCAUAUUCAAGUACGAAAUAAUGGAGUGUUCACCAAAAAGCGGAAGCUGGAAUUUGUAUAUCUGGAAAGAAAGACAAAUGUAGCCUCAAGGGGAAUGUAUUAAAGAAUUUAUAAGGGUUGCUAUUAUUAGGUGUAAGAUUCUCAGUGAAUAGUAGCAGGAAUCAUAGGUGGUGGGUUCACAGGUGUGGGGAAGGAGGGAAACGGUUUGUUAGGAUGUUGUAAUGUAUCUGGUUUGCUAGCUAUUGUAGUAUCUGUAUUUGUUUUUCUUUUGUAUACAAUAAAA
Molecule: messenger RNA, 2857 nt
Organism: Anolis carolinensis (green anole)
Lineage: Eukaryota; Metazoa; Chordata; Lepidosauria; Squamata; Anolidae
Gene: sgca
Product: sarcoglycan alpha
Exons: 10
Coding region: 68-1255 (395 amino acids)
Cellular component (GO): membrane; sarcoglycan complex
Molecular function (GO): calcium ion binding
Source: RefSeq, a predicted model, not a curated record